UAGGUUAAAUAACGUAAGCCGCCGAAGUCGUGUAACCUCUGAAUUAAGGUGACUCUAGCUAGGGCUUGAAUCAACCGCCAUGAAAAAUGUGGAGGAGCAGUUCUCAAAGGAUCUAUUGAUAAAGAAACCUUCAAAUUCAGUAAGAGCAUACUCAGAUCCAAUCCCCGCUGAUCUCCUCAUCGAUAUAUUCUCUAGAGUCCCAGCAGAAUCUAUAGCUAGGUUUCGUUGUGUAUCUAAGUUCUGGGGAUCUAUACUUUGCCGUCAUGACUUCACAGAGUUAUUCCUCACUAGGUCUUUAACUCGUCCACGGCUUUUAUUCACCUUCAACGUAGAAGACAAGCUAUUCAUCUACUCUUCACCUCAACCUCAAAAUCUAGAACUAGAUCAUGGUGACAACUAUUCCCUUGUAGCUACACGUUACAAAGAUUUUCCCAAACAUUUUACAACGAAAACCCGUGACGACUUAUCCAGUGGAUUAGUCUGUCUACAUGGACCGGGAAUAGAAAGAAGAAGGUUUGCUUGUAACCCCGUCACGGGAGAGUUCACAGACUUAGCCAAAGUGAAAGCCACACAUACUAGAAAGACCUACGUUGGUUACGAUCCGAUCAACAAACAGUUUAAAGUGUUGUUUCUGGCCAUUAAUGGAAGACACAACCAUGUUGUGACAUUUGGGAAUAGAAAACGAAGAUCCACUAUUGAAUGCAAACGCGGACAUGCUGGUCAAUAUGGUCAAGUAUGCAUCAAUGGUGUUUUGUAUUACGGAGCUUACUUUAAAGAAUCAAAAUCUCGUGUGAUAGUUUGCUUUGACUUUAGGUUUGAAAAGUUUAGUUUUAUUGAGCUAGAUCGUGAUAUGCAUAAUGUCUCUUUAUUCAACUACAAAGGUAAGUUAGGUGCAUAUAAGUUCUCCAACAGCUACGGGCAAAAACUUGUGUUGUGGGUUCUAGAAGAUGCUGAAAAACAUAAAUGGUCCGGAAGUAUGUGUGUGUUGUCUCAUUUAUACAAUGAGAAGAUCGGGGACAACUAUUACAUUGUUGGAAUCACUAGUGCAGGUGAUAUUGUGUUUAUGCCGUUUGGUCAACUAAUCCCUAAUUUCCACCUUUUCUUUUACAAUAUGGAGAGGGAGACUUGUACAAGACUCGAUAUUGAGGGAUUUGGAGAGUUUGGGCAUCAUAAUUUUCAAGUUACCACCUAUCUGAACUUUGUAGAGAAUGUGACGCCUUUGUAA
Messenger RNA from Raphanus sativus (radish), 1225 nucleotides. RefSeq names its product putative F-box protein At1g53360. Lineage: Eukaryota; Viridiplantae; Streptophyta; Magnoliopsida; Brassicales; Brassicaceae. Bases 80 to 1225 code for a protein of 381 amino acids. The record is from RefSeq and is a predicted model, not a curated record. Gene Ontology annotation, molecular function: protein binding. The transcript has a single exon.